Messenger RNA from Actinia tenebrosa (Australian red waratah sea anemone), 1635 nucleotides. RefSeq lists its product as uncharacterized. Lineage: Eukaryota; Metazoa; Cnidaria; Anthozoa; Actiniaria; Actiniidae. The record is from RefSeq and is a predicted model, not a curated record.
UUGUGUCUGCUUUACUAAUGUUGUUUUGAGGCCAAAAACUAAUAUUAUUGGGCUUUUACUUCGAGUUUAAAAAGCGAAACUUAAAGACAACAAGAUAAAGUCUAAUACCAACAUGGAUUUUUCUUAUGUUGUGCUUUUAAAGCCGUCUGAGAUUCGCUUUACUACCAAAUACGUGAAAGAAAGAUUUGACAACAGCAUUCCCUUGAAAGAAACCUUGACUCAACUACAGAAAGGAGAGAUUUUGAUUGAUGAUAUUCCAUUUAUUGACGUUAUUUGGUACCAAGAAAAGUGGGAAUGGUAUACUUUGAACAACAGGAGACUUUGGGUGUUUCAACAGCUAGAGAAAAGUGGUCAAUGCCAGCUUAUCAAGACGCGUAGAAUCGAAAGAGUCGAGAAUAUUUUUGAGUACCCAGCCUUGCUCUACGGGUCAGCAACCCUGCAAGCAAACCUGCAGAUAAAGACGGAAAGUCCCUGUAAGAAAGUCAGUGUUCAAGCAGCGUGGAAUUCACGAACUGCAGAAGGAAAGGUUCGGAAAAGACGAAAAGAAAGCUUCGAGUAUCAUGAGAUGCGAGUGAGUGUCGAGGAAAAUUACAGCAAACAUCAUACCUCAGGCUACCAGACCUACCACAAAACCUGCAUGGUUUCUGAAUACAAAUCACGACACCAUCUCAGUAGCUCCAGAAACUCAAGAGGAAGACAUCGUCAGAGCCGCAUUAACCGCAAUCUUUCCAAGAGAUCCUCAAGUUCUAGUUUGAUGAAGUUAGUACCAAGUCGUAGACAUACUAUCUCAAGAGCGCGAGAACUCCAAGAGUUCGAGGAUCGGGCAUCUAAGGGAACCUAUGGUCCUAUCUGUGGAAUCGUAACCCGAGAGUUUUGGCAGAAAAAAAGAUACGAGUUCCUCCAGAGAGUUUAUUCACUACACACAGGACGUCUCAGGGAUCCGGGGACCAUUACUAAUGUGAUGUUUACAUGCGGAGUGUGCUACAAGAGCUUUAAAACUCGCGUGAGGCUUGAACAACAUUCAGAGGAACUGAUGCAUUAUGCAUGCGUACGAUGCGGAAGGUUUUUUACCAGCAACACUGCUCUUGGUCAACACCGCAUCGCUCUUACUCACUACGUGUACUAGAUUUACUAGUAUUGAUUCUGAAUGAAUAGUGGUGAAACAUUGAUAUAUUGAAGCAAGAUAGCAUGAUUGAAGUGAUUCACUUGACUUUACUAUAUAUGAAACCAUAUUUUCUGUUGUUCCCGUUUUCCCUGUUAAUCUAUUUUUGAUAUUCAAAAUCGACACCUGUUGGGUAACCGGUCAUUAUCUGGGAGACAAGGUAGUGCAAGUCGUGUAUGUUUUGUUCAAAUUAUCCUGACCACCUCCCCCCUUGUAGCUUGCACACUUUUGACUCRUACACUUUGUGCUAUGCGGUUACAUGGGGUGAGUCAGCAUUGCAGUGGAUUGCGUGACUGUCUAAGGAGAUAUAUUUCCAAUGUUACAUCUCCUUUGUCCCCUAAUGGCUAAUCUUUAAUUACAUCAACAUUUAUUAACUUACAUUUAUUUCGUCUCGUUUUGUUCAAAAGGUUUGAAUAACCUAAAGGAAAGGGUGCAUAUGUUGACAAAUACGUAUGCAAUACAUGGUUACAAGU